UGUUACAACCUCAGCUACGUAGUCUAUGAAUUUUAUUAAAUGGCUGACAACCAAAGCUGGUGAUAGCUUGCCGCAAAAAAAUACAAUUUUGUUUUGCGAAUUAUCGCAAUUUACUUAUUGAUUUAUUAUUUUUAAUUGUUUUUCAUUUAUCAAACGAUUGGUUUAAUUACACCGGCUCUGCUGUGGUUGAGACGAUGUUAGGCUCUGGGGAUAGUAGCUACAUCAUAAAGCUACGCGGCUUGCCUUUCAAAACCACCGUGGAAGAUGUCCUCGAUUUCCUCGGCCCCGUCAACGUAGUCAACGGCAAAGAAGGUGUACAUUUAACAGAAGUACGUCCGGGAAGACCUUCUGGCGAGUGCUUUGUAGAAGUAGAGAGCCCUCAAGAUGUUGAAGAGGCUCUCAAGAAGGAUAAAGAUAUCAUGGGGAAGAGAUACAUUGAGAUCUUCUCCACCGAUCGCCAAGACAUGGAUUGGGCCCUGAACGCGAUGCGUCAGACAGAAAACGGUUUCGACGGCAUACCCAACGUGUCUGACGACAUGGGUAUCGUCAAACUUCGGGGCCUGCCUUUCGGCUGCUCCAAGGACGAAAUUAUUCAGUUUUUUGACGGGCUGACGGUCGCCACGGACGGGGUCCACUUGCUCUCGGACAUCACGGGGCGGGCCUCGGGAGAGGCCUUCGUACACUUCGUUGACAAGGAGAGCGCACAAGAGGCUCUCAACAGGGACAGGGAGAAAAUAGGACACAGAUACAUAGAGGUGUUCGUGAGCUCAGCGGACGAGGUCCGCGCGUACAGCGCGCGCGUGGAGGGCGGCUUCCGCUCGGCGCGCGGCUACCGGCCCACGCCCUACGACCGCAGCGACCGCUUCGCCGGCAGGUUCGCGGGCAGGGGCCGCGCCGCCUUCGGGAGGGGCGGCGGCUACAGCAGCAGCCGCGGCGGCGGGUUCCGCUCCCGCGGCGGCGGCUGCCACUGCGUGCACAUGCGCGGCCUGCCCUUCAAGGCCAACCCACAAGAUAUCGCAUACUUCUUCAAGCCAAUCCGUCCCAUGAACAUAAACAUAUUAUACGACAACAGUGGCAGGCCGUCAGGUGAAGCUGACGUUGAAUUCGAGUGCCACGAGGAUGCUAUGAGAGCAAUGCGACGCGAUAAGAACAAUAUGGAUCACCGUUACAUCGAGUUGUUCCUGAACUCGUCACCAGGCGGCGGCGGCGGUGGCGGUGGUGGUGGUGGUGGUGGUGGUGGUGGCGGUGGCGGUGGCGGUGGUGGUGGCGGCGGCGGCGGUGGCUUCAGCAAGCCCAACAGGAGCUUCCGGAACUACUGAGCCCGCACGGGGUAGCUGCGGGGCCACACUGUACAUAUGCACCAACAAAUGUAUGCUGGACAAACAUUUUAAGUAGAUGCCUGACGAUACAAUAGAUAAAGUGGCGGUAACGUGACAACGGACUGUAGUGUCUGCGCGUAUUCUAGUCAUCUCCUGAGGUAUAUGAUCAGCAAGAUGUGGAAGGGAGACAAAGUACAGUAGACGACGUUGUGAGUGUUGUCAAUCCUACCACGUCUCACCGCUCACGUACCUUAGGAGGUGACCAACUCACGCGCGUAGAGUGUAGCCAAUCCUUCUUGUUCUCAACAUCAGGUCUUUUACCGAGGUUAGCAUGAAUUUUAACAUGAAGGGCCUAUUGCGGCUCUAUUCGCUUUGAAAGUUGAAGCAAGUUGGCCGUCCAUUUAAAAUGCUUGUGAGUAUACAUACUGAUACUCUUCCAAAAUAGAUGUAUUAAAAAUUAUGCGAACUUCCGGAUAACUCUUAUUUAAAUUAAAGCGACAAAGUAUCUGUAUCUGUUUGUUGCAAAGGAUCUGGUAUGUUUUAAAUGAUGUUUUUUUUUUGUGUCAGUAAAAUGUAUAUUUGCAUGGUUAAACUAAAAACGAUAGUCGACUGAUUUAGAAGGAAAACACGUGCUUAUGUAUGCAGGGCAUCCAACCAUAUCACCGUUGUCUCGGCAAUGCUUAAACUAUUUAUGUAAAAGUUAUCUACCUCCUUUGAAUAUUGGCGCCUACAUUUCGUCAUGUAUGUAUUUUACGGCCGCAUAUUGUCAGCUACCCACUUCUAUUGUUUUUUUAUUCGUCAUUCAUCACCUUUAUAGCUAAGUACAUUUUGGAUACUAAACAUGUAAUUCAAUUACUCAUUACUAAUGUAUGGGAUAGAGAGUUUGCCUUAUUUUGUAAAAAGUGUAAAUUUUAAGUAUUUUUCAUAGAGCUAUAUGUAGGUACUCUUAAUUUUUUUUAUGUCAUUGUUCAGAAAUGGCUUGUCUUUUUUAUAUAUUGACGUGUAAACGAAAUGGUAGUAAGAAUGAAGUGACCCGCUGAAAUUUAUAUUGUUAUUUUAACUAUGAUGUAAACUUAAUGUUAGGCUUGUUCUGGAUGGGAGUCUACUGAUAUUAUUUAUGGUUUUAUUAUUUUCAAAGCUAUCGAGAGACUAAUCUUACUUCUCAUUUCUAAUCGAUUUUUGCUAUAGUUCGUUAACUUUUCUGUUGUGAGCUUUUCCGUAAAAUGUAUUACCUCUUUAAGUCAAUAUAUUAUAAUAUUUACAAUGGCGUCUCUAUCAUACUUUCGCUUUUUACUUAUUCAUCAGGCUUUUGAUAGACCAUAAAAAAUUGUUCGAUAGCUACGCCAUGUAAUUUUCUAUCACACAUACAUGCAUGCAAAACGACUGAUUAUUUGUUAAGCUGAAUUCAUACAUCAAAUAAUUCUAACGCUGUAAUUUGUACUUAAUAUUUUAUAAUGAACGUACCUCAGACAACGAAGUAUUUGUAUUAGGAGGAGCUCACAAUAGACUUAAGGCCGGGUUCAGAGUGGCGUUUUAAAUGCGCGCAUAAUCUCUCUCUCCUAGCUUGUAGGCGUCUAUUGUGCCAAAAGUGUCACCUAGUAGCAGAAAUAUAUGAAACUUCGUAAUAUGUGGACGCAGGUUGAGGAUUAUGAACCGCGAAAUGUAUAUACGUGCGCAAAGAAACGCCAAUUUGAAACCACCCUAAGGCUGGGUACCAGUGCAAAUGAUUCCUAUCGAUCCUUUAUUUCAGAAUGUAAGUAAGAUAUAGACCAUUUCGCUAGUAUCCAAGCCUGCAUAUGGAUAUUUCAUAAGUUAAAACGAAAACUCAGUUUGAAAUAUUUUUCUAGCCUGCGAACUUAAUAAGUAAUAAUAACUAAUGCGGAUAACACCAGGUUCAACGACCGUCACAGCUUAGCCUUAUCUAAGUCUAUGUAUGUUUCUAAAUGGGUGAAAUGUUAGAAUAUUGAGACUGUUUUCAGUUCAUGUAUCUCCAAGGAGUUUUCUUCGGCAAUAUCCAUCUGAGGCCCUGUCGCCACCUCUUAGGAGUGAGUUGUGAUAGCGAAACAGCGCUCUAUACGGUGUAUCAGUGUGUCUCUCUUCCACAACUGCUUAUUUUACUUUAGGCUACUAAUGUGGCGGUUUUGAAUGCUUACUUGCAAAUAGUAAACAUUUCUGAGUUGUACAGAAAACAUACAUAGACUUUUUUACAUAAUAAUUACAUUAAUUAACUGUAAAAUUAUAUAUUUAACGUGCGUGGAAGUGAAUUGGGUCCAAAGUUAUUUUUGUACCGAUAACCUGUUUUAUCUUUAAUUGACUAUUUUUUUUUUACAUAGAAAGAAGGAUUUCAUGUAUUAUUUCUUUUCGCACAAAUUAUACGAGAUUUUCUAAUGUUGGCACUGCGACAUGUUUGAAAUGUUAAAUUGAUGAUUGUGUGUUAGUAGAUUAUUGUAAUUUGUUUUAAUGGAAUAUUUGUUAUAAUAUAUCAUGCUGGUCAUUCACCGCGUUAAUUGCCUUCUUAAUAUUGUUGUUGAUAAUUGUGAAGGUAGACGAGCGUAAUUUUUUGUGUCGCGAGUCCUUUUAGUUCUGCUACAUUCAGUUACUAAGAUUCUUGUCGGCUGACAACUCAUUUUGUGUCGCCGUGUUUACUAAACAUUAGUAGGUAGACGAAACUGAGCAGAGCAGAGAGAAGCAGAGAUUAUAUGACUUAUAACUCAACAAAUUACACUCGUCUGUCUUCACCUUAUUAUGCCAUCACAAAUAUAGAUAAUAUAAUAUAUACUAUAUUAUACUAGUUACUGUUUUCGCCCUAUUUCUAAGUGUUGUCAAUUGUUAUCAUUGUCGCAGUGCCUCCCUUACACCGUUUAUUAUUAUUUUUGGAAACAAGAGGUGAAUCUGGUUUUGAGGUGUACUAGAUAAGUAAUUUUUACUUUAAUAAAUUAAACCGAUCUA
Messenger RNA from Trichoplusia ni (cabbage looper), 4268 nucleotides. RefSeq names its product heterogeneous nuclear ribonucleoprotein H2 (gene glo). Gene Ontology annotation, cellular component: ribonucleoprotein complex; nucleoplasm. The record is from RefSeq and is a predicted model, not a curated record. The transcript is spliced from 8 exons. Gene Ontology annotation, biological process: regulation of RNA splicing. Bases 195 to 1319 code for a protein of 374 amino acids. Gene Ontology annotation, molecular function: RNA binding. NCBI's taxonomy places the organism in Eukaryota, Metazoa, Arthropoda, Insecta, Lepidoptera, Noctuidae.